AUGGCUGCCAAUGGUCACAUAGAUGGCAUCCCGCCCCCUGCUACCGACCCCGCCAUCUACGAAGAAUACCGCUUCAAGUGGUCGAAGCUCCCCACCACCGCUGAAGAAUGGAUCGAACGUGCGGCAGAGGUCAAGGACGUUCUCGCCGUGGACGCCGUGAAGCGCGACCGCGAGAACAAGACGCCGCGCGCUGAAGUCGCUCUUCUCAAGCACUCGGGCCUGCUGAAGCUCCUCGGACCCGUGAAGUAUGGCGGCGGAGGUCAGCCAUGGGCGGUCGGCUACCGGGCCAUUAGGGAGGUCGCCAAGGGCGAUGGCUCGAUCGGCAUGCUUCUAGGCUACCACCUUCUAUGGAGCACCACCGCCAACGUCGUCGGCUCCGCCGAGCAGGCCGAGGCGCUGCAAGAGUACAUCGUCGGCAACAACCUGUUCCUGGGCGGCGCCGUCAACCCGCGCGACAACGACCUGAAGGCUACGCCCUCGGGCGACAACUUGAUCUUCAAUGGCUUCAAGAAUUUCAACACCGGUGGCGUCAUCUCUGACCUGACGGUGCUGGAGGGUGUGUUGGAGGGCACUAAUGACCAUAUGUUCACCGUUGUUCGCACGGAGCAGCCGGGUAUUCAGUUCGCGUACAACUGGGACAACGUUGGUCUGCGCUUGACCGAGUCCGGUAGCGUCAAAAUCGACAACGUCGUGGUGCCGUGGACAGACGUGCUGGGGUGGGAUAGCACCACGAGGAAGCCUGAUCCGAAGGUUUUGGGAACUCCAUUUUCCUCGUUGCUACUGCCGACCAUCCAACUCGUCUUCUCCAACUUCUACCUCGGCAUCGCGCAGGGCGCGCUCGACCACGCGGCGGCCUACACGCGCAAGAACACGCGCGCGUGGCCGUUUGGCGGCGACAACAAGGAGUCAGCGCUCGACGAGUUCUACAUCCUCGAGCGCUACGGCAACUUCCACGCGCACCUGGCCGCCGCCGACGCCCUGGCCGACCGCGCCGGCCACGCCGCCUCCAAGCUCUACGCCACCUUCAACCACCACAACCCGGCCCACGGCCACCGCGACAACCGCACCGAGCUGUCCGCCCGCCAGCGCGGCGAGUUCGCGGAGCUGGUUGCGAGCGUCAAGGUUGUGACGACGGAUACGGGCUUGAAGGUUACGAGUGGUGUGUUUGAGGUUACGGGGAGCAAGGCGACCAGUGCGAAGGUCGGCUUGGAUCGGUUUUGGAGGGAUAUCAGGACGCAUACCCUGCACGAUCCGGUGGCGUAUAAGAACAGGGAGUUGGGGAGGUGGGUGUUGUUGGAUGAGAUUCCGGAGGUUACGUGGUACACUUGA
Molecule: messenger RNA, 1329 nt
Organism: Lasiodiplodia theobromae
Lineage: Eukaryota; Fungi; Ascomycota; Dothideomycetes; Botryosphaeriales; Botryosphaeriaceae
Product: Thermophilic desulfurizing enzyme family protein
Exons: 3
Coding region: 1-1329 (442 amino acids)
Biological process (GO): L-leucine catabolic process
Molecular function (GO): flavin adenine dinucleotide binding; 3-methylbutanoyl-CoA dehydrogenase activity
Source: RefSeq, a predicted model, not a curated record